CCUUUGUGCGGUGUCCUCAUCCAGCCCCCAUCACACCGCUGGCCCGACUGGUCCCGGCGACUGGGUUUUUGCUGCCCAGGUCGACUCAGGGCACAACCAGGGCUGGAGAAUCCGGAUUAUCGCCUAGGCCUAACUUCGGACCGCGCUCUAGAUUUCUACCGCGUCCCGCCUCUAGUCCCGCCUCUAGGGCGCCGAAUCCCCGUGGGGUCCCCGGAGGUUGGAGGGUAGAUCUUAAGGUGGCAGUAGAAACAUAGAGAGCCUUUAAUUGUGCCAGGAAUAUUGCCAACAUCGGGGCCUAUUAAAGAUAAACCACAUUUUUCAGAGGUUUUAAAAAGAGGGGCACUCAUACAUGUGGAGUUAUACCCCUACUUUUUUUUUUAACCACUAGGAUCAACAGUGAUAAUGACCGAGUGUACAAGCCUUCAGUUUGUCAGUCCUUUUGCUUUUGAGGCAAUGCAGAAGGUGGAUGUUGUUCGUUUGGCAUCUUUAAGUGAUCCAGAAUUAAGACUUCUCCUGCCCUGCUUGGUGCGGAUGGCACUUUGUGCUCCUGCUGACCAGAGCCAAAGCUGGGCUCAGGAUAAAAAACUCAUCCUUCGUCUUCUCUCUGGAGUGGAAGCUGUCAAUUCCAUUGUUGCUUUGUUGUCUGUGGACUUUCAUGCUUUAGAACAGGAUGCCAGCAAAGAACAGCAGCUUAGGCAUAAACUUGGAGGAGGCAGUGGAGAGAGCAUCCUGGUAUCACAGCUGCAGCAUGGACUGACUUUAGAGUUUGAACACAGUGAUUCACCUCGACGAUUGCGUCUUGUGCUUAGUGAACUUUUGGCAAUUAUGAACAAGGUAUCUGAGUCCAGUGGAGAAUUUUUUUUCAAGUCAUCUGAGCUAUUUGAGAGUCCAGUCUAUUUGGAGGAAGCUGCAGAUGUACUUUGUAUUUUACAAGCAGAGCUCCCAUCCCUGCUUCCUAUAGUUGAUGUAGCUGAAGCCUUGCUCCAUGUUAGAAAUGGUGCCUGGUUCUUAUGUCUGUUGGUGGCCAAUGUUCCUGAUAGUUUUAAUGAAGUUUGUAGGGGCCUGAUCAAAAAUGGAGAACGACAAGAUGAAGAGAGUCUUGGAGGAAGGCGGAGGACGGAUGCCUUACGCUUCUUAUGUAAAAUGAAUCCUUCUCAGGCCCUGAAGGUCCGAGGCAUGGUGGUGGAAGAAUGUCACUUGCCAGGUCUUGGAGUGGCUUUGACCUUGGAUCAUACUAAAAAUGAAGCUAGUGAAGAUGGAGUGAGUGACUUGGUUUGUUUUGUUAGUGGUUUACUUCUUGGAACAAAUGCGAAAGUCCGGACUUGGUUUGGAACUUUUAUCCGAAAUGGACAGCAGAGAAAAAGAGAGACCAGUAGUUCUGUCCUUUGGCAAAUGAGAAGGCAGCUUCUUCUGGAGUUGAUGGGCAUUCUUCCCACAGUAAGAAGUACCCGCAUUGUGGAAGAAGCUGAUGUGGAGAUGGAGCCCAAUGUGUCUGUGUAUUCGGGGCUGAAAGAAGAGCAUGUUGUGAAAGCCAGUGCACUCUUACGUCUGUACUGUGCUUUGAUGGGGAUCGCUGGACUCAAACCAACUGAGGAAGAAGCUGAGCAGUUACUGCAGUUGAUGACAAGCCGUCCUCCUGCCACACCAGCUGGAGUUCGCUUCGUUUCACUUUCCUUUUGUAUGCUCCUGGCCUUUUCUACACUUGUCAGUACGCCUGAACAGGAGCAGCUAAUGGUAGUGUGGCUAAGUUGGAUGAUAAAAGAAGAAGCUUAUUUUGAGAGUACUUCAGGCGUCUCUGCUUCUUUUGGGGAGAUGUUACUAUUGGUUGCUAUGUACUUUCAUAGCAACCAACUUAGUGCUAUCAUUGACUUGGUCUGUUCUACUUUGGGGAUGAAGAUUGUAAUUAAGCCAAGCUCCUUGAGCAGGAUGAAGACUAUCUUCACACAGGAAAUUUUUACUGAGCAGGUUGUCACAGCUCAUGCAGUUCGUGUCCCUGUCACCAGCAACCUGAGUGCCAACAUUACUGGAUUUUUGCCUAUUCAUUGUAUUUACCAGCUUCUGAGGAGUCGUUCCUUUACAAAGCACAAAGUAUCAAUAAAAGACUGGAUUUAUAGACAGCUCUGUGAAACCUCCACUCCACUCCAUCCUCAACUACUUCCUCUGAUUGACGUGUACAUAAAUUCUAUACUUACUCCUGCAUCUAAAUCUAAUCCAGAAGCCACAAAUCAGCCAGUCACAGAACAGGAGAUACUUAAUAUUUUCCAAGGAGUCAUUGGGGGUGACAACAUCCGCCUUAAUCAGCGUUUCAGUAUCACAGCACAGCUUUUGGUGCUUUAUUAUACACUGUCUUACGAAGAAGCUCUCCUAGCAAACACAAAGACUUUAGCUGCCAUGCAAAGAAAGCCCAAAUCAUAUUCGUCUUCUUUAAUGGAUCAGAUUCCCAUCAAAUUUCUUAUUCGACAGGCUCAAGGACUGCAGCAGGAGUUGGGAGGGUUGCAUUCUGCUUUACUUCGUCUCCUUGCAACUAACUACCCACAUUUAUGCAUUGUGGAUGAUUGGAUCUGUGAAGAAGAGAUCACAGGGACUGAUGCCCUGUUAAGACGAAUGCUCCUGACCAGUAAUGCCAAAAACCACUCUCCUAAACAACUUCAAGAAGCAUUUUCAGCUGUCCCAGUAAGUCACACACAAGUGAUGCAGAUUCUAGAACACUUGACUCUACUCUCUGCCAGUGAACUUAUACCAUAUGCAGAAGUAUUAACAUCCAAUAUGAAUCAGCUGUUGAAUUCAGGGGUUCCGAGGCGAAUUCUUCAAACGGUCAAUAAACUAUGGAUGGUUCUUAAUACUGUGAUGCCUAGAAGGCUGUGGGUAAUGACAGUUAAUGCACUUCAACCGUCAAUAAAGUUUGUACGACAGCAAAAGUAUACUCAGAAUGAUCUGAUGAUAGAUCCUCUCAUUGUGCUAAGAUGUGAUCAGAGGGUGUACAGAUGCCCUCCACUGAUGGAUAUUACUCUACAUAUGUUGAAUGGAUAUCUUCUGGCAUCCAAAGCCUACCUUAGUGCUCAUCUGAAGGAAACAGCAGAGCAAGAUAGGCUUUCUCAGAAUAAUACAAUAGGUUUAGUUGGACAGACUGAUGGCCCAGAAGUUACCAGAGAGGAAUUGAAAAAUGCAUUACUGGCUGCUCAGGAUAGUGCAGCUGUCCAGAUUCUCUUGGAGAUUUGCUUACCUACUGAAGAUGAGAAGGCUAAGGGUGUCAAUCCAGACAGCUUGCUAAGGAAUGUUCAAAGCGUUAUUACUGCCAGCACUCCAACUAAGGGAAUGGAGGAAGGAGAAGACAAUUUGCUCUGUAACCUUCGAGAAGUUCAGUGCCUUAUCUGUUGUCUGUUGCACCAAAUGUACAUUGCGGAUCCCAACAUUGCUAAGCUUGUUCACUUUCAGGGUUAUCCAUGUGAACUUUUGCCUCUGACAGUCGCAGGUAUUCCAUCGAUGCACAUCUGUCUGGAUUUCAUACCUGAGCUUAUUGCACAGCCAGAACUUGAAAAACAGAUAUUUGCUAUCCAGUUGCUUUCUCACUUGUGUAUCCAGUAUGCAUUACCAAAGUCACUCAGUGUGGCUCGCUUAGCUGUCAAUGUCAUGGGAACUCUGCUGACAGUUUUAACACAGGCUAAGCGAUAUGCUUUUUUCAUGCCAACUCUGCCAAGUUUGGUCUCUUUUUGUCGAGCAUUUCCUCCACUGUAUGAGGAUAUUAUGUCUUUGUUGAUCCAAAUAGGGCAAGUCUGUGCCUCUGAUGUUGCCACUCAGACAAGAGACAUCGAUCCGAUUAUUACGCGCCUUCAACAAAUAAAGGAGAAACCAAGUGGAUGGUCUGGAAUCUGUAAAGAUCCAUCUUACAAAAAUGGACCUAGGGACACUGGAAGCAUGGAUCCUGAUGUACAGCUCUGUCAUUGCAUUGAAAGCACAAUAAUUGAAAUAAUAAACAUGAGUGUUAGCGGAAUUUAAGAAAAACAAAAAGCAAAAAAACUUAAAACAAAAAAAUGAAGCUGUUUUGCUGCAUAUACCCAACAUGAAUUUGCAUCUUAUAACAACUAAACUGAAUGGGAACAGUAACGUCUUGGAAUCACUAAAACGAUUCAAUUCAACAUGGAUACAAUUUAAAACUCUCUUGAGAAUUAUGCUUGCUUCUAUUUGAUUUGCAGUUCUUUGGAUCUACUUUGCUGGUAUGUUUUUUGUAGCAGCUGAGCUUUUUCUGUUGGGAGCACAUUUAAGAAACUCAUUACUGGAAAGUGAAUAUGGCCUUGUAUUAAGCUUUUGAAGCGAAGAAAAACUGCCAUGCCUUUGAUUUAAUUUCUUAUAAAAAUAAGUCUGUGGGUAGCCCUAGUAUUUAUCUGUCAGCUAGUAACAGAGUAUAUUGAUGCAAUGAUGAGAGGGAGAAAACGGGAAGGGAGAAUUCAGGAAAAAUUAGGAGUUUAGAUACCCAAAUAGAAACCUCUAAAACUUGCAAUGCAAGUAAGAGUAAUGCAAGAUGGAAUUCCUUUUCUCAAGAAAUAGUAUUGAGAAGGCUUUUAAAAAGGCAAAUAGCUUUUUGUGAAUGAUUUUCAUGGAAUUACAGAUGAGGAUUUUAAGAUUUUACAUAUUUGCUUCAAUUUUUACUAAUAUAUGAAGCCAUAUGUUUAAAGAGAUACUUGAAUAAUUUGGAAUUUUAAGAUACUGGUUUAAAAGUGUUUACAGAAACAUCUUUGUGCAGAGAAGAACCUGACAGGAUGUCUCAUUUAGUUUUUUUAAAGUUUAUUUUUAUAAUGGUCAGAGGGGGGAAAUACGUUGGUAUCUAAUUAAAGUUUAGAGCAAUAAAACCCACUGGAUUAAAGAGUCCUUGGUUUGUCAUCAGGAUUAUAAUUCACAUCAUAAUUCUAGAAGAUUUUGAAGUACAAAAAUAUAUACAGUGUUUGGAUCACAGGAAAAAUUUAAAAGGGGAAAAUACUGUGUUGUGGAAGGAUUUUGCAGUCCUCUUUUAGGAAUGUCCAUUGAUUAGGUAGAUGCAUUCAGAUAACCCAUAAUCCUCAUUUUUUUUCUUAAUGAAGUAUCCAGUGUAGAAGGUACUUCUCUUUGCUUUCUGAGAUACACCUGAAUGAACGCCUCCUUCCCACCCCACUUGAAACAGACCUCUUCACUUAUAAAAGAAAUAAGGCAGGCUGAUAAGAAAGUGUGGUUUUUAAGAAAAAAAAUUUAAUUUCAGCCUUUUCACUAGCAAAUAGUCACAUCUUAUUUUCCUUCUGUGUAAAACAGGAUUACUGCUGGCCCUACCUCAUAAGGGUAUUAUAUAUGAACUAAUUUGUAUCUGUUUCAAAUCAUGAAGUGCACAGUAUCAUCGAUGAGAGUAUUUAUAACUUUUAUUAGAUGCUUAAAGUUCAAUUAAGUAAUUUUGAUGCAAAAAAUAAAAGUGUACACUUAAAAACAAACUAUAAGAAUUUUCAUAUUUUUAAACAAGGCAGUUUUGUAGUCUUUUAAAAUUAAGUACAACUGCUCCUGUUUCGUUUUCUUUUGUUUUGUUUAAACUGAGGCUUUGGAAUAUCUUGUGUGAGUAGGUAACCUCUAGGAAUUCAGAAGAGGUUUUCUAACUAAAUGCAGUGCACAUUCCUGGAUCAAUUUUCAAAGACUGGUCAAAACCUGCUGUGUUAAAAUAAUAACAUAUGCUGUUUUUCAUCACGUUUGUUGAUGAUGUAAAUAAAAUGUGUAAAUAUAUUAGUAAAUGUUAAUAUUCAUGUAUUUUAAGUUAAGGUUAUAACAUUUGUCACAAUGUGAGUUUUUUUUAUUCAAGUGAAAAACAGAUGUGU
Kogia breviceps (pygmy sperm whale) is the source of this 5828-nucleotide messenger RNA. RefSeq names its product integrator complex subunit 2 (gene INTS2). Lineage: Eukaryota; Metazoa; Chordata; Mammalia; Artiodactyla; Physeteridae. Gene Ontology annotation, biological process: snRNA 3'-end processing. The record is from RefSeq and is a predicted model, not a curated record. Gene Ontology annotation, cellular component: integrator complex.